This is a messenger RNA of Hymenoscyphus albidus, 1218 nucleotides long. The record is from the annotation of a GenBank genome assembly. NCBI's taxonomy places the organism in Eukaryota, Fungi, Ascomycota, Leotiomycetes, Helotiales, Helotiaceae.
AUGGCCUCUCUCGCUUUACUGACAAUUGUACUUUCGCUUAUUCGAAUAUCCAUUUCAAAACCUACAGCUUCUAAAUCCAUCGAAACAAGUCAGGUUUAUUGGCAACCCCAGCCUCCACUCAAAUGGCAAAUAAUUUCCCACAGCGACAUAGGGGACCCAGAUCUUGCGGGGAUCGAUGUUUAUGAUGUGGAUCUCUACUCCACCUCACAUGAAGACGUGAAUACCCUCAAGAAGAAUGGAAAGAAGGUCAUUUGUUAUUUCUCUGCGGGGACUUGGGAAGACUGGCGACCGGAUGCGGAUCAAUUCGACAAAGCUGAGUUCGGUAAUGAAGUUGGAAAGGGAGACUUUACAGAUGAAGGAUUCUGGCCAGGGGAGUAUUGGCUGAACAUCAGGAGUCCAAGCGUUGUGGACCGCAUGAUCGCUCGACUUCAAGUUGCGAAAGAUAAGGGUUGUGAUGGAGUUGAUCCAGACAACAUUGAUGGAUUCAAUGCAGAUAGGUUGGCUCCGAGAGAGCAUGGUCUUCAUUCUCUUACCAGAGAGUAUCGAUAUAAGGGACAUUCUGGCAAGGAUCGACCUUCCAAUAAGAAUCAUACCACGCAAGGUGGUGUUGGAACACCGAAUCCUGUGGCUGGAGCCUCUCCGACCCAGAAUAAUGGUGCCAACCCAACCCCUGUUGUGGGAAGAACUUCGACUACAAACAGCGGUUCCCAAUCAACCUCUGCUAUUGUUAGUACUUCCACUCAAGGCAGUGGUUCCCCAUCGACCUCUGCUAUUGGAAGCUCUUCCACCCAAGACCCCGAGCCAACCCAAGAUCCUCAGGCAACCCAAGAUCCCCAACCAUUUGAAGACCCUCAACCAAAUCAAUCUUCUCGCGCCACUACCGGAUUCUCCUUCACCCAAACCGACGCCAUCGUUUUCUUAAGAGAACUCGCAGCCGAAGCUCACCAACGUGGCCUCUCCAUCGGGGUAAAAAACUCCAUACCAAUCUUAGACCAAGUCUCCUCAUUCAUCGACUACGCGGUCAACGAACAGUGCGUGGCAAAUGCGGAAUGCGCCAUGUAUGAAGAUUUCCUUGAUUCCAACAAGCCGGUUUUUCAUGUCGAAUACGCGAGCACUGAUGAUCUCUCCAACGUUUCUGAAGACGAGAUCCGGAAUUCUUGCGCUUCGGAAGGAGUUUCCAUGAUAUCGCCUAUCAUCAAAACUCAUGCUCUCGACUCA